AUGGCGGCAUACUCGGCAAGCUUUGGACAAAAAUUGCAAGCCCAGCACUCGUCUCUACUUCGACGACACUCGCACCGCAUCUUCCACGCUAAGAUACAAUCUCAACACCAACACUCGGUCCGGCUUCGAAACCGGUUUGUCACGGAGGCCAUUGAGAUGGUCUGCUCUUGCGAAGAAAAACCAGUCAAGCCUGAUGAAGAGAUUACCAACGGCACGAAAUCGCGGGAGGGGCAACUCAAUGAGAUGAUUGCCAAGCAGAACGAACUCCUUGAGGUUAUUACCGACUGGUUGAAGCAAUUGCAAAUAAGUGAGAAAUCGCAGCCAGCAAAUCGGCCGUACUCAAUGAGCUCCAGCUGCUGCGUCGAACACUACCGCGCACGUCAUUGCAUACAAAUGCAGCAGCAUCUUAAUGGGACAUAG
Messenger RNA from Aspergillus homomorphus CBS 101889, 420 nucleotides. RefSeq lists its product as uncharacterized. The record is from RefSeq and is a predicted model, not a curated record. Lineage: Eukaryota; Fungi; Ascomycota; Eurotiomycetes; Eurotiales; Aspergillaceae. Bases 1 to 420 code for a protein of 139 amino acids. The transcript is spliced from 3 exons.